CCCAAUCGCCAUGAAGCUUCUGCUAGCAACACUAAUUUUUGGCACUUUUGCUACCGUUUUUGUGCACUCGGCCGCCCACGUUACCCAGGUGGAUUUGGCGUGCAUUGCUGAUGCGCGUAGAUGCACCUCGCGUUUCUCCGGCUACAAACACGUCGCGAGCAACAUAGCGGACAUCACGAGUCACCUGCUGGAUCAGUCGUUCGACUUCCUGAUCCUGUCGAUGGCCUUCAAACAACAUGACCGAAACCGACCCGGAUUCGAGCGGCUGUAUCGGAAAAUCUCCGACCAGGCAUGGUCGGACGCGUUGGACACGAUGCAGUACCAGAGCAAACGAGGUUUCCCGGCGACCCUGAGUGGUGGGUACAAGUACGCCACCAGUGAUCUGCGUUCCGUGGCGGAUCCAUCGAACGCCACCGAGCAUGGAUCACUCCAGCUGGCGAUGGAAUACGAAAAGUUGGUGACGAGCGUGGCGCACUCGAUUCACCGGAAGAUGUCCGGGACCCAUCAGCAGGCCUACCAAUACGAUGCGGAUGUGGCACACUUUCUGGACGAGAAGCUGAUCAGCGGGAGGAGCGAUACGGUACGGAAACUGACCGGUCAUAUCCACAUCCUGGAGGGAAUCUUGAAUGCGGAGUCGGAUGAAUUUUCGCGAGAUAUGGGGCUGCAAAUGUUCGAUCAGUACCUGAAGACGGUCGAGUGAUUCAUCGCGUUGGGUGCAUACGUGAUGCUGUUGGACGCCUAUCGACCAUACUGCCUCACGUACGAAUUAUCUUCGAAACAAGAAUAGAAAAUUAUCAAUACGAAUUAGAAGAUUAUCAUCGCGGAUUAGACAAGUGGCGUUCAGUGAAGUGUGUAGUAUUAGAUUCUAAUGAGCCAAAUGAGGUGACAAUCGUACGCAGUAAACAUAGCUCCGAUAAGCUGUAUCUUCGUUCCAAAUGCUGUAUUUUUGACCAAAAAUUGUCCGGCAGACGUUUUUGGAAGAAAAUGCGAUGAAUCAAAAAUACUUCUGCAAAUAAAAUGGCACAGUUCACCAAUAAAGCAAUCAUACAGAAUACAAGUAAAGACUCUAUUCGCAAACAAGGCAUAUAAAUAGCAUACAAAUGAGCGCAACAAAAACGAGAAACAGCAUACUUCCGAAUAUAACAAUAGCAAUAAAUAAGAUGAUAUAUUUAC
Messenger RNA from Toxorhynchites rutilus septentrionalis, 1173 nucleotides. RefSeq names its product soma ferritin-like. Lineage: Eukaryota; Metazoa; Arthropoda; Insecta; Diptera; Culicidae. The record is from RefSeq and is a predicted model, not a curated record. The transcript is spliced from 2 exons. The coding region runs from base 11 to 700 and encodes 229 amino acids.